This is a messenger RNA of Colletotrichum phormii, 1723 nucleotides long. RefSeq lists its product as uncharacterized. Lineage: Eukaryota; Fungi; Ascomycota; Sordariomycetes; Glomerellales; Glomerellaceae. The transcript has 2 exons. The coding region runs from base 196 to 1329 and encodes 377 amino acids. The record is from RefSeq and is a predicted model, not a curated record.
GGCCUCCGUGCACCGACCCCGAAAUGACGGGAACCUUUGAAAGUUGCCAGACACAUUGCCUUAGCUGACGUCGCCUCCACACGUACCAUAACCAUGAGAUCCCUACAGUAAACUGCGCCUACACAUACUCUUACCCCUCUUCCCACCGUUCCUCUUACAAUCGUCCCCAACGUAUUCCUCCACGCAAAUCCGUACAUGUCUUUCUUCUCCCAAUUCCAACAAUACGCCGGAACCUUCGCAACAGUAGCAGCUGGUGCUAUCAUCGCUAGAGCCGUCGGCAUCAUGCAAUCAGACAACCAAGACGACCACUCGGGCCCCGCUCCGCAGGAGCCCGGAAACUACAAGCCCUCGCACGUCGAUGUCAUAGUCGUUCGCGUGAUGCUCGAAAAAGCCUUCAACUUCCCUCCCGAGCUCCUGGACCUCAUCAUCGACCAGGCCGAAUACUGGCCGCACUCCGAAGCCAGCAUCUAUCAUGCAGUUACACCUCUACGCGACGCCCUCCGCGUCGUCGGUACCACCAAAGACGAGAACAAGUUCAUUCUGCGUUGUCCGCCCAUCGGAUUCCUCGACUUCAAAAAGGUCGGCCCGGCAUUCAAGACGGCUCCGCUCCCGCCAAAGUCGGGCGAUGGGUCUCCCGUAACGGAGCCGCUCCGCAACCUGACGCUCCUCGAACCCACGUCGAGCCCCACCGAAAUGGUCUCCGAGGCCCCGAGAGAAUACUUCACAGGCUCCAUGAAGGCGCCGCCCACUUUGACCCACCCGGUGCGGAAGAUCGUCUUCAAGUUGCGGAGCAAAGAUCAGGGUUGGGGCGGUGGACACGGCGAUCGUGGGUCCUACCGAGGAUCUUGGUCCUGGUUCGAGGCUGGCUUGGAGAAGUUUGAUAAGGAGCGCACCUGCGAUGGAUCCUGCAAGACGGCAGAAGACGGCUCCAAUACCGAGUCCGAACAGGCACCCUUCACCAACGAAACGAAACUCUGCACCUGCGGCCUUCAAUCGAUAUAUCCUCCCGUCGAACCUACCGCCGAUGGAAAGCUCGCCUACUCGCAUGGCCUUCAACCGCUGGAGAAUCUCAAGAUACAAACCAAUAAGACUGCUAACAGGGACUUUAUGGACCAUGAGGUGGUAUGGUCUUGGACCGACGACAUUCACCCAGAGUCGCCCGAUGCCGACAGACUGGCUGAGAUAGGUCGCGGUAAGGGCACCGGGACUGGAAAGUUUGUUCGCAAUCUGAAGCUGGGAGACGUGGUCACGGUAUGGGGCAAGGCAAGAUUUGGUGGCUGGGCCAACUACGUGGAGAGUGUCAAGGUUGAGAUCUACUGGGCUGUUUGAUUUGUAUUGUUCAUGAUCCGCACCAGUAUGUAUUUUUCCUACCAGUCAUAACGUCUCAUGAUCACUGUAAUGUAAUCAACACCGCAGAGCGGUGUUGCCUAUCGAAGUUAUGAAGGUAUACCCCAUACACGGCUUGUAUAUAUCAGCUAUGCUUUGGCAGACCGCUCUUCAAUACCCCUCAUCCAGCACAGUGAGGGCUUCGUAUCCCGAUUCCAAGACCUUGGUGUCCACAAUGAAGACAGCAACAAACACCACUCGACUUUCACUGCUGGGGUUUUCUCCCACUGUAUGGUGACAGCCGGGCAGCUCCAUGAAGCUUUCUCCGACGUCAUACAGCUUUGGCGGAUUCCCAUUCAUGCCGCUGAGAAAUAUCCCCUCAACGAUGUUCACCACC